UUUAGUUUUUCACGUCCGGGACUGCACCUCUUUUGUUUUAACGUGAAACUAGUUCAGUUGAAAUAGAAUUUUGCGAACGCGUGUUCGACACAGCAGUUUUAAAAAGUAGCCUAAAAAAAUCCAAAAGUUAUAGCCUAAGAAGGGAGGCUGAUCGACAUAUUUUAAUUCGCGGAUCAAGGUCUGUUGUUCAACAAGAUGAGCAGCUUUGAGGCUCAGUUUGUGGAUAAGAACGAGGCAGCGCUUAUUCAAAGGGUUUCUUCAGUGAUGCCAAUAGCAGAUGAGCUCAAAAAUAAGGGCAUGAUACAUGAUGAAAAAUAUGCGGAGAUCAAAGCAGAAGUAACCAACCAGGGCAAAAUGAGAAAGCUGUUUGAAGCACUGCAUUCUGGAGGAGACAGAGUGAAAAAUGACUUUUAUUAUGCGCUGAAACAUCAUGAACCAUUCCUCUUCAAAAGUCUGGGUGGUGUGACAGCUGAAAACACAUUUGAGGUGGACAGCAGUGAGCAGAACCUGCAGGAGAGCAUGGAGCUAUUGUGAUCUGAACAAUUGCUGAUAUUCUGUCCUUGAUGCUCAUUAAACACUGUGCAAGACUUUACAGACCUAACAUGGAAAAAAAAGAGAAGAUGCAGCCACAUGAACAUGAAAAAAUGUUAAAAUGCAGUUAAAGGAACAGUUCACCCAAACAAAAAUUCAAAUUCUCAUCUACUGUCCACAUUGUCAAUGAAAAUUGACUCUUUUUCUUUCAUGAAACACAAAAGUUUAUCAUAUAAAUGUGUAAACUUUGACUUUUUUUUUACAUGGAAGAAAGUGGCAUACAAGCUUUAAUUUUUUAGGUAUAUAUAAAUUAAAGUUUUUAUAUUAAUAAAAAUGAUUUUAAAAAAGAAAUAAGGAAUGAUUUUACAAAGUGCUUGCAAAGUAAAUUCAUUUGAGAUUAAACUUUGAAAAUCAUCCAUUAAUAUAUGUCAGUGAUGAUGUCACAAUUUACUCACCUUUGUGUAAUUUAGAGUUGCCUUUAUACUGUUCAUUUCUUUUCACAACACAUGAAAUAAUUAUUGUGCAUCUGUUUUUACAUUCCAGUUAAGGAUUCUGUCCUCCUCAAUAAACUGAUAACUUUGUGAAUUGGUUUAAACUGUUCUUUUUAUUUCUUAAUUGGCAUGAAACAUUCUUACCUGACAAAUAAAUUUGAUUAUUCUGGACUCUGAUUUUAUCUCUAGAAGGUUACAAGGUGUCUGAUGUUACAGCAGAUCGAUGCCCAAGCUAAGAACAUAAGGAUUUGAAUGAAGCAGGCUCUUCAUCCUUUACAUUUCUCCAUGUCUUUCUCCUCAUUUGUGUGAUUGUGCACAGUUUUACUUAUGAGCAAGGUUAACCUCAAGUUAUGUCUGUAUCUGU
Molecule: messenger RNA, 1386 nt
Organism: Megalobrama amblycephala (Wuchang bream)
Lineage: Eukaryota; Metazoa; Chordata; Actinopteri; Cypriniformes; Xenocyprididae
Product: PYD and CARD domain containing
Exons: 4
Coding region: 196-534 (112 amino acids)
Biological process (GO): innate immune response; regulation of apoptotic process; inflammatory response
Source: RefSeq, a predicted model, not a curated record